AUGAAGGAACCUGUUCUGCCUGAUAGUUUGACUGAACAUGCAGAAUUCUGUCGUUAUGCUACCAUGCUUAUACGCUUGGUUGUUGGAACUCUAUCAGAUGGUGUAUUGUCCGGUGAUAUGUCAUUGGAACGUGUUCGUAGAGCGGAGAUUGUUGCUAAAACAAGGAUUCAAUGGGAUCAAGAAGAAUUAUUAGAAUUGAUAUAUUGUCAUUUACAAAGCAAAGGUGAUUAUAUAUACAUAUACAUAUAG
Trichobilharzia regenti is the source of this 249-nucleotide messenger RNA. The record is from the annotation of a GenBank genome assembly. NCBI's taxonomy places the organism in Eukaryota, Metazoa, Platyhelminthes, Trematoda, Strigeidida, Schistosomatidae.